AUGUCUUGGCCCGACCGGCGUGGUGUUCCACCCCGUCCGCCUGAAGUUUCCAGCCGCAAUAUUGCAAGGGGGUGUGGGAUAUUCACAAUUGGCUUCCCAGAGAAGAAAGCAAGCGCCCAUGCCAUGACCCUCGAUGCCAGCUCUGAAGACGACGUGGGCGGCCAAUGGGAGAGAGACAAGCAGCACCAACUGAUAAUCAUGAGUCACGCGACAGGUUCCUAUGCCGGCACAGCUCAGCUUCGGCAACUCCCAUUCGUCCAGGGAGUCGUCAGGACAGACAGGGAGUUGGCCUGGAGGCUCUGGAACCAGCCGACCAUGGUGUGUCUGGACCCCUCCCGGCGGGAGGCGAUCGAGCGAUAUCAAAUUCGUCCCCGUCUCACGGCGCCGGCCAUGGCGAGGGUGCGCUCGAUAUCAUGA
Molecule: messenger RNA, 417 nt
Organism: Verticillium alfalfae VaMs.102
Lineage: Eukaryota; Fungi; Ascomycota; Sordariomycetes; Glomerellales; Plectosphaerellaceae
Exons: 2
Coding region: 1-417 (138 amino acids)
Source: RefSeq, a predicted model, not a curated record